GCUGGAGCUUGAUUGGCGGUCUUGCCGGCCAGUGAGGCCAGGGCGUGGGAGGGGCGUGGCUCGGAGCGCGAAACAUGGCGGGGCAGGACGGUGGCUGCGGCUGCGGCCGCGGCGGCGACGACUACUCAGAGGACGAGGGCGACAGCAGCGUGUUCAGGGCGGCUGUGGAGGUGUUCGGGAAGCUGAAGGACCUAAAUUGCCCCUUCCUCGAGGGUCUGUAUAUCACAGAGCCAAAGACAAUUCAGGAACUGCUGUGCAGCCCCUCAAAGUACCGCUUGGAGAUCCUCGAGUGGAUGUAUACCCGGAUCUGGCCCUCACUGCAGGACAGGUUCAGCUCACUGAAAGGGGUCCCAACAGAGGUGAAGAUCCAAGAAAUGACGAAGCUGGGCCAUGAGCUGAUGCUGUGUGCGCUGGAUGACCAGGAGCUCCUCAAGGGCCGUGCCUGCGCCCAGAAGCAGCUACACUUCAUGGACCAGUUGCUCGAUGCCAUCCGGAGCCUGACCAUUGGGUGCUCCAGUUGCUCGAGCCUGAUGGAGCACUUCGAGGACACUAGGGAGAAGAACGAGGCCUUGCUGGGGGAGCUCUUCUCCAGCCCCCACCUGCAGAUGCUCCUGAAUCCAGAGUGCAACCCGUGGCCCCUGGACAUGCAGCCCCUCCUCAACAAGCAGAGUGAUGACUGGCAGUGGGCCAGCGCCUCUGCCAAGUCCAAAGAGGAGGAGAAGCUGGUGGAGCUUGCCAGGCAGCUGCAGGGGAGUGCUGCCAAGUUGCACGCGCUUAGAACGGAGUACUUUGCACAGCACGAGCAAGGGGCCGCUGCGGGCGCAGCCGACGUCAGCACCCUAGACCAGAAGCUGCGUCUGGUCACCUCCGACUUCCACCAGCUAAUCUUGGCUUUUCUCCAAGUCUACGACGACGAGCUGGGCGAGUGCUGCCAGCGCCCAGGCCCUGACCUCCACCCGUGCGGCCCCAUCAUCCAGGCCACGCACCAGAAUCUGACUUCCUACAGCCAACUGCUGCAAGUGGUCGUGGCAGUUGCUGACACCUCUGCGAAAGCCGUGGAGACCGUGAAGAAGCAGCAAGGCGAGCAGAUCUGCUGGGGUGGCAGCAGCUCCGUCAUGAGUCUAGCUACCAAGAUGAAUGAACUAAUGGAGAAAUACAAAGUCUUCAGUGAUGGCCUGCGCAAAAGCACAGGAUAGUGGGGGCAGGAGGCCCUCUCCCAAGAUGGAGUUGGCGAGGACGGAUGAUUGUGGCAGCAGAAGCCGUUGCAGCCCCACGUUGUGCUCUAGGCAGGGACCUUUGGCCCCUUUGGGGAGGGAGAGAGAGACGGACGGUUUGACUUGGACACAGAGAAAGCCUUGGUUUCUAAGCA
Molecule: messenger RNA, 1369 nt
Organism: Nomascus leucogenys (northern white-cheeked gibbon)
Lineage: Eukaryota; Metazoa; Chordata; Mammalia; Primates; Hylobatidae
Gene: HAUS7
Product: HAUS augmin like complex subunit 7
Biological process (GO): spindle assembly; centrosome cycle
Cellular component (GO): HAUS complex
Molecular function (GO): microtubule minus-end binding
Source: RefSeq, a predicted model, not a curated record